Punctularia strigosozonata HHB-11173 SS5 is the source of this 1407-nucleotide messenger RNA. RefSeq names its product 6-phosphogluconate dehydrogenase family protein. The transcript has 9 exons. The record is from RefSeq and is a predicted model, not a curated record. Lineage: Eukaryota; Fungi; Basidiomycota; Agaricomycetes; Corticiales; Punctulariaceae. Gene Ontology annotation, molecular function: NAD binding; NADP binding; oxidoreductase activity, acting on the CH-OH group of donors, NAD or NADP as acceptor. Bases 145 to 1065 code for a protein of 306 amino acids.
CGACCAAACCCUUGUGGCUCUCCAGCAAUCAUGAUAAGCACAACGAAGAUAAUAUCUCGUUUGUCCCGACCAGCGGUACCGUUCCCUGGUCUCCUCAACAACAGCUGGCGCAUAUACCGCCGCAGAUCACAUUCGCAUAGAAGCAUGUCGACCAUCGGGUGGUACGGUUUUGGUAACAUGGGCGAAGGAAUGGCCAUGAACCUCCAAAAGCACCUCGCGGCUACCAAAGCGACCCCUCUCCUCGUCUACAACCGGACUACCUCGCGAACGGACGCGAUCGUGGCCGCGGGCGCUAAACCGGCCCCGUCGCUCUCGAGCUUGGUAUCUUCCUCUGACAUCGUCUUCACCUGCCUCACGAACGACGCUACGGUCACUUCCGCGUACGAAGAUAUCGCUCGGAACGAUGGGCUACAGGGCAAGGUCUUUUGCGACUGCUCCACGAUUCAUCCGGACACCUCGCGGUCGAUCCAAGCCUUGCUCGCGAAACGGCGAGCCGGGUUCGUUGCGGCGCCGGUAUUCGGUGCGCCUCCAGCCGCCGCCGCCGCGAAGCUCAUCUUUGCUCUGGCCGGUCCCCCGGAGUACGUCGCCAAGAUCAAGCCAUAUACAGAGGGCGUCAUGGGUAGGAAAGUGAUAGAGAUGGGUGAAGAUGUCGGAAACGCUGGGUUAAUGAAGAUCACGGGCAACAUAUUCGUCAUGACCGUGAACGAGUCGCUCGCGGAGGCGCUCACCUUUGCGGAGAAGUCGGGUUUAGGGCCCGAAAGGAUCCACGACUUCGUGCAGGCCAUGUUCGCGGGCACGCCGUACGAGCUGUAUUCUAAGAAGAUGCAGGCGGGUCAGUGGGUCGCUAAGGAUGGCGAAAAGCCCGGAUUCAGCGCGCCGAACGCGCUAAAGGACAUCAACCAUUGCUUAUCUCUUGCGAAAGAAUCCGGUGCUAGGAUCCCUAUCCUCGAAGCCGCUCAGAGGCAUCUUAGUGCUGCUCUCGAAAAGCACGGAGAACAGGCUGAUGUGAGUGCGAUGUAUGGCGCUGCUAGGGAGGAAGCUGGACUACCGUUCGGGCCUUCAUGAGCUCUACUAAGCCUCGAUGCACCUCGAACUUGAAGUGACGAGCGGGAAAAUCAUACGGUUGUGGAGGUUCAAAGAAGUUACCGACUUCGAUCACUUGAAACCGUGCGAUGGCCAGGUUGUGUUUCUUCCGCCCUUGUCCAAUUUCUUGGUUUCUCUGCGCUGUUGACUCCAGCGACCAGCGGUUACACGAUUUGGGACAUACCUUCCCGGAUUGUGCCUACCACGCCCAGUUGGGACACCGAGCUUCUAAACAGCUUGAACAUACUCCGGUCUCCUCAACUUCCGUCUCCAUAACUUCCGUUUCCUUUCUGCGGCAAUCAUAUCUUCCCGCCUCUUGGUUUC